AUUGUCAUUCAUGUACGUACAUUUAUAUACAUAUAUACAUAUACAUAUACACAUAAAGUCUCAAGUGCACAACAAUAUAAAUGUUCAUGACUUUUGUCAUAAUAAUAUAAUCUAAAGUUUCAGUAGUAGGGGAAAUUUUAUUGGCGACUCUGUUUUACUCCCGUUGUACGUCAAUCAGCAGCGAGUUUUUUUUCUAUCUUAUUUAAUGUCGUCACUUCGUAUUAACACAAGUCAACACUCGUUUACUACAUAUGUGAAUAUACAUUUAUUACAUUAUACAUAUAUUACAUAUAUAUACAUAAAUUUUAGUUGUUUGGAUUUAUUUCGAGCGUAGACGCAUAUCGGAAAGGAAGAGUGACGUGAUUUAAACCGAUAAAUAUUAAAUGUGACUUAAAUUAAUUUAUAUUUUUUUUGUUAUCAGUUAAUUCAAGUUUUUUGAAUUUAAAAAUAAUCAGAAAUUCAUUUAUAAAUAAGUAUUUUGGUAAAAUUUAAAACAAGUGUGCAGUUUUCUGAGUGUUUUUGUUUGUUAACCUAGAAAUAUUAUUUGAAUUUGUUUAUUUAAAUUUGGUAUUUAUGGUUGGUAUCAAAGGAUAGAGAGAUAAAUACUAGAUUAAAUAAUCACAAUAAUAGUGAUUAAAAUAAAUAAAUAAAAAUAAAAAUAAAAACAAGUGGGCAAAGAAACAUGUGAUGCGACUUUUACGAAACGGCAUUGCAUGGUUGAGAUGCAUUAUACGUCGAUAUCCCACGAUUUGUCUGGUGAAUUUUUUUCUUCACACAAAGGAUCCAAAGAUAAAUAUUUUGCCAAUGAUACUAACUCCUUCAGUGGUAACUUGUUACCUGGUGACAUGAACCAAGGCGAUAAAAAUUACAAGGACCGUAAAGAACACAAAGAAAAAUAUCGGCCGUACCGGAAAUACUCAGAGCUGACACCACCAACUCAACAUUCCUAUGAUAAUUAUGGCAAUUCGUUGGCAAGUAAGUCAAAUUCAUUACCAGGACGAUGUAAUACGACAUUACAUGGAUCCGAACCACUUGUGGCGACUGGAAUUGCACCAGAAGAUCUUGCAACCCAGUUAACACUUUUAGACUUGAGUGUCUUCAAAGCAAUAAGACCCGAAGAGCUGUCAAGUUGCUCGUGGAAUAAAAAAAAUAAACUCUUAGUUGCUCCAAAUGUCGUAGCAUUUACGCGACGAUUUAAUCAUGUCAGUUUUUGGACAGUCCAGGAAAUUCUUAAUUUUUCAACGCCCAAACAGAGAUCGGAAAUGAUUGCGCACUUUAUUCGGGUCGCUAAGAAAUUAUACGACUUGAAUAAUAUGCAUUCAUUAUUUGCUAUUAUAUCCGGUCUACAAAGUGCUCCAAUAUAUAGGCUCAAUAAAACUUGGGCAUGUAUUUCGAAAAAAGAUAAAUGUACAUUUGAUAAACUUGCUGAAGUAUUUAGUGAUAAAAAUAAUUGGACUAAUUUACGUGAACAUAUGGAGACACUUAAAUUACCAUGCAUUCCUUAUCUUGGCUUAUUCCUUACUGAUCUUGUAUAUAUUGAUAUGGCUCAUCCACCAUCUAAAAACAAUGAAAAUCAUCAGCGUGCUAUUAAAAUGAACACUGUAUUAACAAGAGUAACAGUUUUUCAAGCAAGUGAAUAUCCUGGAAUAAUUCCAUUACCUGAUGUCCAAAGAUAUUUAAAUAAUGUUCGUUAUAUUGAAGAACUGCAAAAGUUUUUAGAAGACGAUCAUUUCAAAUUGUCAAUAAAACUUGAGCCAAACUCACCGGUUGCUUCAUCAAGCAGUAGUAAAGAGUCUGUGGGAGAUGUUGUAACAGGUGUAGCUGCACUGUCAUUGUCUCCAGCACGUGGUUGCGCGGGAUCUUUAAGAUUACACGCAGCCUCAGCUGCUAAUAAAUUCGUUCCUGGUCAUCGUAAAUGUCGAAGUUUAGGAACAAAUAUAUUUGGUAAAUCAAACGUAACACCUGUGGAAACAAGUCAAGUGACUGUUCGUCAUCUACUAGAUGAUUCAGUGCUAGAAGAGCCUCAUUUGAUAUCACCGACUGUUGAUAUUGAUCAGAAUUCACCAGAGACUCCUGUUGAUUCACUUAAUGAUGACUGUAGUUUACUAUCUCGUGUCAGUACACUUCCUAUUUUACCUUGUGAAAUUGAUGGUGUAAUGGAACCACGAUGUUCAAUGCAAGGGUCAUUAAGACGCAAAGUUGUUCUAAGAGAUGGUAAAAAACCCGCUGUCUCUACCUGGCAGAGAUAUUGGAUCCAAUUGUGGACGACGUCGAUCGUAUAUUUUUCCCCGAAAUGUUUCAAAGGAUGUGAUAGAUCAGAUUUUAAACGCGAGCCAUAUAAAAUGGUAUCGAUAUUAGGUUGGAUUGUUGAGUAUGGUGAUAGUAUAUUUCAUCGAGACACAUUUCUGUUGACUGAUCCUAAUAAAGGUAAUGUUUAUAAAUUUCGUGCUGGAUCAAGUGAAUACGCAGAGCAAUGGGUGAAAGAGCUUCGCGCGAUCGUAAGAGGAGUGAUUGAUAAAAAACCAAUUCCCGCAAAUCUCAUGUCUUUUGAGUAAAUUAUUAUUUUUUUUAAGUUAUCAUAAUUUUCACAUACAGCUCAUACAAAUAAUAAUAAUAAUAAUAAUAUAUUUGAUGCUUGAUAUUUCAUGAUAUUGCCAACGCGUGCGCCGUAAAAAAAUUAAAUUAAAAAUUAAUAACGAAAAUAUAAUAAUUUGCUUAUUAUAAACAUUAAAAGCAGUGCUAUGUAUCACAAUGUGUGUGCUAAUAGCUUUGCGAGAGCCUAAAUUAUUACGUAUUAAUUUGUAUUAGUAACUUUUAUGUUCUCUCGUAUUUAAUUUUAAAAUUCAUAUACUUUAUAUAAUUUAAUUGACAUCAUAAAUUAAUAGAUAACACUGCCAGAUUUAUUGAGAUAAAAAAUUGAUUUAUUAUUUAUUUAUUUUUAUCAUUUAAUAGUCAGGAAUUUAUUUUACUAUAUAUUACAUAUAUUUUUUUGUAGAAUAAAUUGAGCUUUUUUGGCAAUCAAUAACUUGUAGAGCAAUAACUUUUUUAUUAGAUCUAGGUGUAAUUAAUCGGCUCAAUUUUUAAAUGCUCUCUAAAUUCAUUUUUUUUUUUUUUAUUAUCUACAUAAUCACUAACAUGCUCAAUUACAAUAGACAUUUAUUUAUUAAUAAUAAAUAAAUUAAUAUCAAUAUUUUUUAUUUAAUGAAAGUAAUUACGUAAUUUAUUGUCUUUUAUAAUUUUAUAAUUAUAAAUUUAUGAAAAUAAAUAAUUAUUAAAUGAUAAUUAAGUUGACAAAUUGAGCCGGUUGUAAUUUAUUUUCGCUUGUUCGCAUAUAUCUAAGACUGUCAAUUAUAUUAAUAACACAAGCGACUGUAAACCAGAUGAUAAAAACUAUCAAUAAUUAAAUUUUUUGAGACUAAAUUUACAUGUAACUUUUAAAAAAAAUCUUUCGAUUUAAAUUUAUUAAAAUUUCAUUAAAUAUUUAUUCAUAGAAAAAUCAUCGUACUUGUAAAUUAAACAGUUAUACGAGAGAUAAGAAUGAAUUAUUAAGUAUGUUUGUGAAAAUAAAUUACACAGAAAAAAAUUAUUUCUGAGGACAAGUAAAGAUUUUUUUAGGGAAAAUAAAAAUUCUUUUUUGACAAGAAAUAAUUUUUUUUUUUGUGUAAAAUUUAUUAAUAAUUAGAAAUUAUAAUAACAAAAUAUUUAUAAACUGUUUAAAUACCAAAGGAUUAAGUUGUAAUUUUUGAAAUGUGUAAAUUCGAUAACUUCUUUACAGUAUUGACGGCAAAUUAUAUCUGAACCCAAACAAGAAUUUAAUAAUAAUAAUUAAAAAAAAAAUAUUCAUCUUUGCUAUUAGCUUGCCUUUUUAAACGGCAUAUCAUUAGAUUUAAUUGUAUUAAUUGAUUAAGUGUGAACAAAAAAAGAAAUAUCAUAACUGUCAAUGAAUAUCGUACUUUUAAACCAGCGAAAUUAACAUCUUUUUGGUUAUACUAAAAUUUAUUAUUGCUUUCAUUAAAUCUAAUAUGUCAGUGUCAUAUUUAAGACCAAAAAAAAAAAAAAAAAAAAAAAAAACAAAAAAACAGAAUUUUAUAUUUGUACUGUUGAAAUUUUUUUUAGGAGUUUAUAAAUCUGUCUUGCCUGAAAAAAAUCUUAUUGUUUCAAAAGUUCUGCAUUGGUUUAUCUAAAGCAAUAAUCUAUCUCUAGUUUUAAAUUAAUCAAUAUUAUUAUUGAAAUUAUGUGUCAUUUGCUUCAUUGUAUAAACAAAAACAUAUCAUAAUAUUUUUUUUUCAAUGUAAUUAAUAAAUUACCAUGUUCGAGAGGUUAAGAAAAUUUAUUGGUUGGCAAUGCAGCCGAAUAUAACCGAAGACAGUCGAAUAAAAUCUUCGACUGCUGAAUAUGGCCGGAGAAAGUCGAGUAGAGUCGGUAACUGCCGAAUAAAUCCGAAGGCAGUCAAACAAUACAACAUUUUGAAACGUAACCAAACUUUUUUGAUUAAUAAAAUUUCAUUUUUCAAAAUUUGACAUGACAAUUAAAAUUUUUAAAUUUAAAAAUUAUUUGAACUGAUAAUAUUCAAUUAAUUAAAGUUAUUUUUUUUUAAUGUUAUUGUCAUUGAUCAUUUUCUCGAUUAAUUGAAAAUUUUCUUGGUACAAACAAAAUAAUCUUCAAAAUUAUGAAACAAACAAACCGAUAAAAUUUCAAAUUUAAGAUUUACUUCGGUAACUUUGUCAAUUAGCAAAUUUUCUUAACCAAAAAUCUUGAAUCUAAACGAGAAUUUUAAAUCAAUUGUCUAAUCUAAUUCAUAAUUUAUAAGGCCACGCUUUUUUUAAACAAAAAAAAAAGGUUUUGAAUGAAUGAGAGGCUGAUUAAACUAAAGUCAAUUAAAUUAAAUUAUACUAAUUUUUUUACUGAAUGAUGUGAAAAUGGUUACAAAAUUGAUAACAAAACAUAUGCGGUCAUAAAUUAAAAAUUAUUAUCUCUAUUCUACACUAAUUGCAGUUGUAAUUUUUGAAAUUAUUGUAAUUAUAUGUUGAGUUAUUAUACUUUUGUGUACGUACUAUUAUUUAGUUUAUUGUUUUAGUAACGAUGCCAAAAAAUAUAUUAAUGUUGCUCUA
This is a messenger RNA of Microplitis demolitor, 5111 nucleotides long. RefSeq names its product ras-specific guanine nucleotide-releasing factor RalGPS2. The transcript is spliced from 11 exons. Gene Ontology annotation, cellular component: plasma membrane. Bases 714 to 2555 code for a protein of 613 amino acids. NCBI's taxonomy places the organism in Eukaryota, Metazoa, Arthropoda, Insecta, Hymenoptera, Braconidae. The record is from RefSeq and is a predicted model, not a curated record. Gene Ontology annotation, biological process: positive regulation of GTPase activity; Ras protein signal transduction. Gene Ontology annotation, molecular function: guanyl-nucleotide exchange factor activity.